Molecule: messenger RNA, 246 nt
Organism: Cotesia congregata
Lineage: Eukaryota; Metazoa; Arthropoda; Insecta; Hymenoptera; Braconidae
Source: the annotation of a GenBank genome assembly
AUGUGUUGGUUAAAGGUUCCGAGAGAAUCUAACAAAGGUAGUGAUCUGGAAACUGGUUAUCCUGGUGAGCUGGAGGCUUCUAGUAAUUUUAAGUACCUGCGAACUCGUCAUAGCUGGUCACAUAUUCUUUUUCCAUCAAGGACUGAAGAAUCAAGUUAUUAUGGAGGUAUAGCACUGAAGCUGUUGGUCAGUCAAGGGAAAUGUGAUCUUGAAAUCUGCGGCCUGCCCUAUUGUCAUGGUAAGUAG